ACGUUUGUAGUCGGAGAAAGUGGGAAUAGAACAGAGAAUAUACGAUAGUUAUGAAGUGUGAGAACUGCAUAUUGAGUUGGAAAUUUUCUUUUAUUGAGUGGUUAUUUGUUCUUAAAAUCCUGGAAAUUGUGUUUGAAAUCUGCCACAGAAGGCGAUGAACUCAAAAAUACACACAUGCCCUCUCAUUCUCUCCCCCCCUGAUUCUACAUUCUUUUAUGAAACUUCAUUUUAAGAUCGUGUGAAGUGAUUGAUGGGUGAAGGUUUAUGUGAAAACUACUUGUUAUAUUUUUUAAUGGUGAAGACUCAAAUGCGACACACAUAUGGUUUAUCGAGGCUAAUCUUAUUUUUGUUUUUCCUUUUAUUGUCUGUUAAAUCCAGUGCCAGUGAUCCUGGAGUCAUUAAGUUGAUAUGAAAUCCAGAGUUAUGGAUUAUUUCAAGCACCGCUAUUUACUAUCUUCUAGGCAAGCAUGUGUUUCCAUUUUGGUGAACCAACCUCUAGAAGAUUGGCAAAAAUUGAAGGUUGCCACUUGUUCAACACUAAGUGUGAAAAAAGUUGAAGAAGGGACAUUAGCACAUGCCAAUGACUAUACUGAAGUUCUCCGGAGAUGGGGUUGUACUGACAACGAUAUUGCACAAAUCUUUGCACAUGGGUCUUCUCUGCACAGGAGUGAAACAAACCAACUACAAAAUAAUCUCCACUUGCUGUAAGGCCUAGGGAUCACAUCUCCCGACCUUGUGAAGGUCAUUAAUUGUCGUCCCUGGUUCCUCGAGUGUCCGAUCAACAACUUCCAUGAGCGGAUUGAGUUUUUCUUGCAAAUGUUUGAAUCUAAAGAAGUUCUUGUUAAAGCCAUUUUAAGAGACCUCAAACCUGUACUUUCUCAAUAUGAAGAAAUAGGUCUUAGUAAAAAGGAUUUGGUUUGCAUGCUUCUAUUAUACCCCACAUUGAUUCCAAGAACUUCAUUCAAUAAUGAGAAGAUGGAAUUCAUACAAAAAACGGGGCUCUCACAGGGUGACAAGUUGUUCAAAUACGUCGUUACAAUCAUUUGUAUCUCACGACUUGAAACAAUUCGUCAAAAAGUAGCCAAUUUGAAGAAGUUUGGUUUCACAGAAGAUGAGAAAUUUGCUCUGAUUCGACGAUGUCCCCUUAUCUUGACUCUAUCAGUCGAUAAAGUGCAAAGGAACAUGACUUUCAUCUUGUACUCGAUGGAGUUACCUGCUAAAGUGGUUCUUCACUAUCCAUUUCUAUUACGUUUUAACCUGGAAGCUGUCCGGAUGCUUCUCGCAGGGAAAGUGGAGGAAAUGGGUCUCCAUCUGCAGAUCAAAGGCCGUUCAAUUCUUAGUGCCCUUAGAAUGCCAGAGAACAGAUUCUUGAAGAAAUUUGUUUACAGUCAACCACAAGAUGUUGCUGAUGAGUUGAUGCAGUUCUAUCAACGUGCAAAAGCCAUUAAGUGUUUGGCAGAAACCUCGAGGAAGAACCGUAAUAGACGAAGACGAUUGAACGUGCGAAAAACAGCAACGGAACAAUUAAGAACUGCUUUGUUUCCAAUCAAGAUUACAGAUGAUAUUGAAAAUGGCAACUGACAUUAAUGGUCAUCAGUUAAUUAAUUGUUACGAGGCUUCUUGGUAGUAUGAAUUAUUAGUUUCUUUCAUUUAUUUUAAAACGGAAUGUCUAAAGUUCUAAUGGUGGCCAGACAUUUACAAGUAAGGAUCUCAAAAUGGAAGGGGAUUGCAGAGUCACAUGGCUUUCAGGAAUCAAAAGGCCUAACUACAAGGAAAAAUGUAAAAUGUUGAACUACUGAUGUAUGAAAAUUCCAUUAUCUAUACUUCAAGAUUUUAUUUUGU
Messenger RNA from Cucumis melo (muskmelon), 1842 nucleotides. RefSeq lists its product as uncharacterized. Gene Ontology annotation, cellular component: chloroplast. Gene Ontology annotation, biological process: regulation of DNA-templated transcription; chloroplast organization. The record is from RefSeq and is a predicted model, not a curated record. NCBI's taxonomy places the organism in Eukaryota, Viridiplantae, Streptophyta, Magnoliopsida, Cucurbitales, Cucurbitaceae. Gene Ontology annotation, molecular function: double-stranded DNA binding.